Calypte anna (Anna's hummingbird) is the source of this 1635-nucleotide messenger RNA. RefSeq names its product basic helix-loop-helix family member e41 (gene BHLHE41). The record is from RefSeq and is a predicted model, not a curated record. The transcript is spliced from 5 exons. The coding region runs from base 120 to 1475 and encodes 451 amino acids. NCBI's taxonomy places the organism in Eukaryota, Metazoa, Chordata, Aves, Apodiformes, Trochilidae. Gene Ontology annotation, cellular component: nucleus. Gene Ontology annotation, biological process: regulation of transcription by RNA polymerase II; anterior/posterior pattern specification; circadian regulation of gene expression. Gene Ontology annotation, molecular function: DNA-binding transcription factor activity, RNA polymerase II-specific; RNA polymerase II cis-regulatory region sequence-specific DNA binding; protein dimerization activity.
AGAAGGGGGGGGGACGGAGGCUGCAUGUGCACGGCGUCGCUCGCGGAUCUCCCAAGACCGAUCUCAGCAUCCUGCAGGCUCCGUCAAAAGCAGCGACGAAACAUCAGCCGCUGCCAGACAUGGAUGAAGGAAUCUCCCGCUUGCCGGAGAGGCAGCUGCUGGAGCAUAGAGAUUUUAUAGGGCUGGACUACCCUUCCCUCUAUCUGUGCAAACCCAAAAGAGGCGUGAAGAGGGACGAGAGCAAGGAAACGUACAAACUGCCACACAGACUGAUAGAAAAGAAGAGGCGAGACAGGAUUAACGAAUGCAUUGCCCAGCUGAAGGAUUUACUGCCUGAGCAUCUGAAAUUGACGACGUUGGGACACUUGGAGAAAGCGGUGGUGCUGGAAUUGACUUUGAAACACUUGAAAGCUCUCACAGCCUUAACGGAGCAGCAGCACCAGAAGAUAAUUGCUUUGCAGAAUGGGGAGCGGUCCAUGAAGUCUCCCGUGCAGGCCGACCUGGACGCCUUCCAUUCAGGGUUCCAGACGUGCGCCAAGGAAGUGCUGCAGUACCUUUCCCGCUUCGAGAGCUGGACCCCCCGUGAGCAAAGAUGCGCCCAGCUCCUCGGCCACCUGCACUCCAUCUCCUCGCAGUUCCUCCCCGGCCCUCAGCUCCUCUCCCCGCAGCCGGGCCCCCUCAGCAAGGGAUCCUCCUCUUCCUCCCCACCCGCCCCCCACUGCGCGCCGGGCCACAAACCGGAGGGCCAGGCUAACUGCGUGCCCGUCAUCCAGCGGACUCACGCAGCCGAGCUCAGCGCCGAGACCGACACGGACACGGACAGCGGCUACGGCGGGGAGGGCGAGGCGCGCCCCGAGCGUGGCCCCGCGGCGGCGGCGACCAGGGGGCCUCUGCCCGCUCUGUCCAUCAAGCAAGAACCCUCGGGGGACGAGGCGCCCCCCGCGCCCAAGCGUCUGAAGCUGGACCGCGGCGGCAGCCCUCUGCCCGUCCCGCCGGGGCUGGCAGCGCGGGGCGCCGAGGCGGCUGCAGCGUCGGCGCUGGUGAGACCCGAUGCCGCGCUGCUGGGCUCGCUGAUGGCCCUGGGUGCUGGAGGCGGCGGGGCCCCCUUCGGACAGCCGGCGGCGGCAGCCCCCUUCUGCCUACCCUUCUACUUCAUCUCCCCUUCCGCCGCCGCCUACAUGCAGCCCUUCCUGGAUAAAGGCAGCCUGGAAAAGUAUCUCUACCCCGCCGCCCCCAUCCCGCUCCUCUACCCGGGCAUCCCGGCUCAGGCAGCCGCAGCCGCCGCCGCCGCCGCCGCUGCCGCCUCCUUCCCCUGCCUUUCCUCCGUGCUCGGCCCCGCCGAGAAGGCGGCCGCUGCCGCUGCCGCUGCCAUGCCCCCAGCGCCCCACCUCCCGCACCCCUUCGCUGCCGCCGCCGAGCUCGGCGAGGAGGCCGAGCCCGGAGCCACCGAGGAACCCGGUGCCGAGGGCCCUUGAGCCGCAGCUGGCCGGGAGCCCCCGCGGGCUCCCCGCCGCCGCUGCCCUCCCCUCGGACUGGCCGCCCCGCAGCAGGGCGGGGUGGGGCCGUCGGACCGGUACCUGCGUCCCCGGUUUCCUACGGGGAGCGGGGCAACGAAUGCAAGGCGUCGCCGGCGUC